ACAAAAAAAUCCCAACCACUUAUUACAGGCUCCUCAACAAACCAGGAAAAAGCGCUGUUUUUAGACUUCUGACUUCAUCGAUGCUUCUGGAGUAUUCGCAUUGUAUGAUGUCACUAACAACGUCUCUUUUAAAUGUCUACCAGACAUCAUCAAUGUUCUCACACAGCUGAUUCCACCAGACUGCGAUGUGAUGCUUAUCGGUUGCAAAAGCGACCUGAAACGUCUCCGAAGUGUUACGUACGAAGAAGCUGAAAAUUUUUCACUCAAAUACGGACUAUCUCUUUUUGAAACCAGUUUUAGCGCCAAAACAAACUUGAACUGUAUGGCGGCACUUAAUGAGAUGGUCAACAAAGUGCAAGAAAAACGCGAAGAAGUAGAAGCUUUCCUCUAUGAUAGCAGCGAUGAAAAUGAAGAACAAAACCUUGGCGUUUCCCGAAUCCUUUGUAACCUUUGGUCAUGCGCUUGA
Molecule: messenger RNA, 466 nt
Organism: Enterobius vermicularis (human pinworm)
Lineage: Eukaryota; Metazoa; Nematoda; Chromadorea; Rhabditida; Oxyuridae
Source: the annotation of a GenBank genome assembly